Molecule: messenger RNA, 246 nt
Organism: Penicillium canariense
Lineage: Eukaryota; Fungi; Ascomycota; Eurotiomycetes; Eurotiales; Aspergillaceae
Exons: 3
Coding region: 1-246 (81 amino acids)
Molecular function (GO): carbon-sulfur lyase activity
Source: RefSeq, a predicted model, not a curated record
AUGAUUUACCCCAAGACAGCCGAUGUCACUUUCCACCACGCUGACGAUGCAGUAAAGGAGUACCGCUUUGGAACCAAGAACUACCCCCAUUAUUUCUGCACAAACUGCGGAACCAGUGUGUACGGAAAAGCUGAGGCUCCAGAGCAGCGACACAUCAUGGCUGUCAAUGUUCGAACCCUGUCUGGGGUUGAUAUUAAGACGCUGAAGAUCCGUGAGCAUGAUGGAAGGGGCGGAACUUCAAUCUAG